Conger conger (European conger) is the source of this 1644-nucleotide messenger RNA. Its product is annotated as tumor susceptibility gene 101 protein-like. The transcript is spliced from 7 exons. Gene Ontology annotation, cellular component: ESCRT I complex. Gene Ontology annotation, biological process: endosome to lysosome transport; protein modification process; protein transport. Gene Ontology annotation, molecular function: ubiquitin binding. NCBI's taxonomy places the organism in Eukaryota, Metazoa, Chordata, Actinopteri, Anguilliformes, Congridae. Bases 219 to 1043 code for a protein of 274 amino acids. The record is from RefSeq and is a predicted model, not a curated record.
GGCCACAUACAUUAUUUAAUAGUUCGCAAAAGAUAAGUGAACUUGCUCUUUAAAACUGAAAAACUCAUGACACAUGAAGGAGGUGUGGCCUGAACACAUAUACAUUGUAUUGUAUUGAAAUUCCGUCACACCACUUGAGCAUGUUUUCUUUCACUUUUAACUAAGGAGUGGCCCCGCUUAGUUUUUCCCGCAAAGAAUAUUUCCUUCUGAAAACACAAAUGGCCACUGUCACCGCAAACAUGCUGAAGAAAAUGCUCUCCCAGAAAUACAAGUACGUCGACUUGACUGUGGAGGCUAUCAAUAACGUGCGCUCCCAAUACUAUGACCUGAAACCUGUGAUGGAUACUUAUGUUUUCAAUGACGGUUCCUGCAGAACAAUGAUGAGUCUACAGGGAACCGUACCGGCGACCUACAGAGGAAGAGUGUACAACAUCCCACUGCGCCUCUGGAUUCUGGACACCUACCCCUACAACCCGCCCAUUUGCUUUGUGAAGCCCAACAGUACCAUGAUGAUAAAGACCGGGAAACACAUCGAUGCCAACGGCAAGAUCUACCUGCCCUACCUGCACGAGUGGAAGCACCCCAAAACGGACCUGUAUGGGCUCAUCCAGGUCCUCAUUGUGACAUUCGGGGAGGAGCCUCCAGUAUUUGCCCGCCCCACCGCAGAGAGCCUCUUACUGAGGACUGAAGACACCAGCGGUCAAGGUCCAGCCAGUACCAUUACCAUAGGUAACCAAGGCACUGUGGAACCAGAACAGAGCAAAAUUCAGCAAACUGAAUUUGACGAAAGUAAACAGUUCUGCACCCUCUCGACCCCGGAAACGAGCCCAGAGGUCGUAAUAUCCGCCCCAGAGAUGCUGACCCCUGCCCUGGCUUCUCUGUCCUUCUGUGGCUCGACGCUGCCUGACCCAGAGGAGUCUGUGCUGAUGAGACAGAAACUCCAGCUGGAGAUCGACGUUCUGCAGAGGCAGAAGAAGGUUUUGGCGAUACAAGAGGAGUACUACUCCAUUAAACUAAGGCGCCUGGUUGAGGACGAUGAAUAGUCGUGUAAUGGGCUGCAUGAGGAAUGACGGUCUGUUAGCAUUUGUACACAACAAACGGCAUUCAAACUGAUCAUCCCCCGAUUUAAUUGCCGAAACAAAUGUUCUCUCCCCCCUCCACCUCAGUUGGUUUGUGGUGAGAAUUAUGCCGCAAAAUGGCUGCCGUUGCGUCACCCAAGUGGGUGCCCGGCUUGGGUGGUGGUUGAGGCAAGUCUCCUCCUUAUCACUGUGAAGUGCAUUGAGUUGCUGGCAGCUGAGGAAAAUGCUAUAUAAAUGGAAGGAAUCAUGAUUAUUAUUACAACACAUGCUAAACCAUCCCAAUUCCUAACGACAGUUGCCUGUAAAUAAUUGCCCCAUCACUUUCUUGUCGAUUUAAUCUUUAAUCGUUCGAUCUGCAGUUCCUGGUACGCCGCUCUGGAUAACGUCUGCUAAAUGCUUUGUAAUGUAAUGUAAUAAAGUAAAUCCUUUUAUAUUAUAUAAAUAUGAAUCUUAAUCGUUUUGUUUUUUUACAUUUAUGUGUCUUUUUCCAACAAACGGUGUUGCAGAUCUGUAUAAAAUGUACUUUACAAAUAAAGUAUUGCUUGCUUCACAGAGCAUAAUAAAA